Mycena citricolor is the source of this 935-nucleotide messenger RNA. NCBI's taxonomy places the organism in Eukaryota, Fungi, Basidiomycota, Agaricomycetes, Agaricales, Mycenaceae. The record is from the annotation of a GenBank genome assembly.
ACGAACGACGUCGGUCAUACCCAAAUGGAAGAUCCAUCCAUCAAUUUUCGGUUAUUGCCGAGAAUGAUGUCAUCCCCCCGACAUACUUAACUUGCUCCAAACCUCUUACGAUUACCAUUUGAACUAUCAACAUGCCUUUCUCCGUCAAUGUAUCAGACAUCUCAUCCUCCACGACGGAAACUCACCUUCAGGAGUUCUUCGCGUUCUGUGGAAAGAUCGAAUCCAUCGAUUUCAAGCCACCUACGGCUGUGAUCCAUUUCGAGAAGUCCUCCGCAGCCAAGACGGCCCUUAUGCUGAACGGUGGUACUCUGGAUGGUGCUGAGCUCCGAGUCGAGUCGGAGGUUGAGCACCACGACGAGGAGCACACGGGUGAACCAAUCCAUCACAUUGAGCAGUCAGAUAAGCCUCGGGCUGGAAUUGCUGCGGAAUACCUCGCUAAAGGAUACACCCUUUCCGACACCAUUUUGAAUCGCGCCAUCGAGAUCGACACCAAGCAAGGCAUCUCUAAGCGCUUCCUUUCUUAUCUCACGCAUCUCGACACGACGGUCGGCGCGAAGGCUCUUGGAGCAGACAAGACGAUCUCGGGCAAAGUGACAGAGACACUGACGUCCGCCACGCAGCAGGCCAAGGCCCUGGAUGAGCAGAAGGGCUAUUCCAAGACCGCUGGCGACUACUACAUUAAGGCGCUUGCCUCGCCUUUUGGCGCAAAGGUCAAAGCCUUUUACACUCAAACUGCCAAACAGGCGUUGGACAUCCAUGAAGAGGCGAAGCGCAUUUCUGCCCAGCAGAAGGCUGAGGCAACCCCGGCUCCUGCCGAACAUGCGAAGACAGCGUAAAGAACAAUUGUUUCUGUACCGGAGGUUACUUGUACAAUCGAUCAAGAUAUUUGUACCUUAGUCCUAAAUUGUGAAUAUGUUUGAAGUUGUGGACAUGGG